Messenger RNA from Impatiens glandulifera, 1590 nucleotides. RefSeq names its product protein HGV2. The transcript is spliced from 6 exons. Gene Ontology annotation, cellular component: nucleoplasm. Gene Ontology annotation, biological process: DNA replication-dependent chromatin assembly; CENP-A containing chromatin assembly. Bases 92 to 1465 code for a protein of 457 amino acids. The record is from RefSeq and is a predicted model, not a curated record. Lineage: Eukaryota; Viridiplantae; Streptophyta; Magnoliopsida; Ericales; Balsaminaceae. Gene Ontology annotation, molecular function: histone binding.
UUACGGGUUUUGAUAUUUUAUUCCGCGAGACGAAUGCUAUAAGACCAAAUUUGCGCGCGUGUUUGAUUCACCCUUUUCAAACUCCACAACAAUGGCUAACGAAGUUCAGGACAACUCCAUGGCGGCGCCGCAAGUGAAAGAACUCCAACCUUCCACCGGAGGAGAGGCAAAUGGAUCGACUGUUCACGGAACUGCUCAAACUUCCUCCAUCGGCAACGUUGCCGAGACUUCCACCGCAGUGUCCGAUGCAAAUGAGGAGAACACGCUAGCAGAUGCAGAAAAGUUUAUGGAGAAAGGAUCUGUUGCAGCCAAAGAAGGCGAUUUUGGUGAAGCAUCUGAAUGCUACAGUCGCGCCCUAGAAAUCAGGGUAGCUCAUUUUGGAGAGCUUGCUCCAGAAUGUCUCAAUGCAUAUUAUAAGUAUGGAUGUGCAUUGCUAUACAAGGCUCAAGAAGAGUCUGAUCCAUUGGGUUCAGUGCCAAAGAAAGAGGAGGGAUCUCAUCUAGUAUCUAAAGAAGAAGCUUCCACCAAGACCAAUAACGGUGAAUCCUCUAAGAAUGGUGCUUCUAGUAAUGUGGAAGAUGUAGAGAGCUCUGUUACUGAAGAAUGUGCAACAGAUGAUAAGGGUUUGGAGGAGAAAGUGGAAGGAGGCGAUGAUGAAAGUGAUAUUGAUGAUGCAGCUGAAGCAGAUGAGGAUGAAUCUGACCUAGAUUUGGCCUGGAAAAUGCUGGAUGUUGCUAGGGUAAUUUCUGAGAAACAACCAGGUCACUCAAUGGAGAAAGUGGAUAUUCUGUCUGCCCUGGCUGAAACUGCUCUUGAGAGAGAGGAUGUUGAAACUUCACUCAGAGAUUAUCUGAAUGCAUUAUCCAUUCUGGAGAAUCUAGUUGAACCAAACAGUCGCCAUUUGGCUGAACUCAACUUCAGGAUCUGUUUGUGUCUGGAAAUGGCUUCAAAACCAGAGGAAGCAAUUCCUUAUUGUGAGAAAGCUAUAUCAAUGUGCAAGUCUAGGGUGCAGAGUCUUGCGAACGAACUAAAGGCAUCAACUGCUGCUGAACCGGAACAAUCAAUCCAGCUUUCUGAUAAAGAGGCAGAAAUCGACACUCUCAAUGCCCUUUCCAUUGAGCUGGAAAAGAAGCUAGAAGAUCUUCAGCAGUUUGUUGCUAACCCUAAGUCUAUCCUUCAAGAUUUACUGCUUAUAAUAUCUGGAAAGUCAAAGGAAGCUGAAAAGAAUGCUACUGCACUAAUGAGCUCUUCAGAGGUUGGGGCUGUCGAGGGCAAUGCAAAACUAGAGUCGUCUUCUGUUUUUACUGCCAGUAAAAAUGGAGCUGCUGCUGCUGCUGCGGUAACAGACCUUGGGAAGGUGGGAAGGUCGGUCAAGAGGGUUAAUUUGAGCCCAGUUUCGACAGAAUCACAUCCUGCAAAAAAGCAAGCAGUGGAAACCAAGACCGAGGAAGGUAAGGAUUCGUGAAUCAUUUUGCUACAGACUUUAUAUUGUUGAUGCGGCAUAUUAAGUAGUACUUUCUAGUUGAAAACUUAUAUAUUAUGUCUCAACUGUUUUUUGGGCUAAUGAAUUAAGGGCUCUUGUUUCCUUUC